AUGGAAUCUUAUAUUCAAAAUUUACCUAAAGAAUAUGCAACUGAACUUCAAGAGAAAAUCCAAGAUUUUAAGAGAUCGAACGGAAGGAAUAGUGCUCUUGGAGAUAAAAUCGUUUAUUUAAUAUUCGAUUGUCUCAAGAAACAUCCUGACACAUUUUGGGAUUUGAGCAAGAUUUUUCGGUAUGCAUUAAAUGACGGAUGUAGAAAAUUAAAGCUACCAAUGCAAAACAAUAUUGAUAAAAUAGUAUUUGAUAUUCGGUACAGUGAUUCUGUCAGAUGUUUGAAAGAUGACGAUGAAAAUUGGAAUAAAAUGUGAGUUCAUGAAUUAAGUUUGUUUCUUACACGUCUUAUUAUAUAAGUCUUCAGGAAGUUUAUUGUAAACAUAUCUAAUGAUUCCGGUUUCUGGGAAAAACAGUAUGUAUAUAAGAUAAUCAGUGAUUUAUUUCAAUCAAUAUCAUGUAAUUGCAAAAAUAAAUAUGAUGGGAAUAUUUGUGAUAACACAGCUUGUGUAGACAAUCAUGUUAGCCAAAAACAAUUCGAUGAAUUUCAAUUAAAAAGUGAAUAUCCAAUUCAAUGCGGAAUUUUGUAUCUGGAAGAGGUGCGAAAAUUGACAAAAAACAUACUAUUUCUCAGUAUCUCUACUUACUGGCUGAAAAGAUUGCGAAAAUUGUGGCGUUGUUUUGGCGAACAAACACAGGAAAUGAUUGAAAAUGUAUUGAAACAAUAUAACUUGAAUUUAUAUGAAGAAAUAGAACUGUUAAAGAAAAACCAUAAGGAGUAAGUUUUGUUUGUGAAAGAACUCGGAGAUUCGCUGGCCAGCUCGCCACCAGAUCGCUGCGGCCACCUGGAAACCGCAUGGCCGCCAGGUCGCCUUGAGUUUUCAGGCGACGUGGCCUGUGUGUUUGAAAUCCAGGAAAGCUGGCAAGACGGUGGUUUGCACUCAAAACACUGCAUUUUCUUUAAUUUUUUUCACUUCCUAAGGUUUCAAGUGCUGCGAAAAAACAGAAAAUGAGCCAAUUUCUUCAAAAAUGCCUCAAUUCACAAUUUUUUUCAGACAUUUUCAUGAAAAUUCAUUUUGACGUGGCGAAGUGGCCACCACAUGGCAGCCAUGUGGGCUUGACCUAGCCAGAGCCUGGCCACCUUGCCAGCAAAAAAAAACCGAGCGACAUGGUUUUCAUGUGGUUCCCAGGUUAGCCAGCCUCCCCACCUGGUGGCGAGCUGGCCAGCCAAUCUCUGAGAACAAAAACUAAUUUCGAAUGUUCAGAGAAAUUGAGAACGAAAAAUUGGAAUAUGAAAAGAAUAUUGAGGAAUUGAAUCGAGAAAAUGCGACAUUGAAAAAUGAAAUAGAACAGUGAGUAAAACAAUUUCAACUGAAAAUCAAACAAAAAUUUCAGAUGGAAAAAGAAUGAAGAACAGAUGAAAUCAAAGCACUCAACUAAAACGGCAGAACUUCAAAAAGUGAUUCAAGAAUUGAAUCAGAAGGUCGAGAAAAUUGUUGAACUCAAAAACAAAAAACAGGACGAUCAAAAAAAUAUUGAGGAACUGAAUCGAGAGAAUGAAAUAUUGAAGAAAAAGUGAGUGAUACGACCAAACUACAUGUAGAUUUUAAAUGUUUUCAGAUUGGAAAAAAGCGAAGAUCAAAUCAGAGCCAUAAAUGUUACCAGAACUAAGGAAUUCAGUGAUGAAAAAUUGAAGCUUCAAAAAAUAAUUCAAAAUUUGAAUCGAAAGAAUGUGGAAUUGAAAAACAAUGCGGAAAAGUGAGUUAUCGAAUAAUUAUUUGUUAUAUUUUGCAGGUUGAAAAGGAGCGAAAAUCAAAUCAAAGCUGAAAAUUUCAGAAUAAACACAGAAUUCAACGAAGAAAAAUUCAAACAUCAGGAGAAUUAUGCGAAGAUGAAUCGAGAAAAUGUACAAUUGAAAAAUUAUAUUGAAAAGUUAGAAAUCAUUUAGAAAUUGAAACAAAUUUGUUGUUUUUUUUCAGAUUAAAAGCUGAAAAUGCUGUCAGAAUUACAGAAUUGGAAUAUCAGAAGAAUGCGACAUCGAAGAAAGGGUGAGUAAAACAGACAUACAUUCAAAGCUCAAUAGAAAUAUUUUCAGAGAAAACCACGAGAUUGUUGAAAAUUUGAUGGCUGACAAUGAUAGAUUAACAAUUGAAUGUGUUGAAUUGAAAUCACAGUUGAAACAAGAAGGAAUUCAAAUUAUGGAUUUCAAAUUCAGAAUUGAAGAACUUGAAAAAACCAUCGAAAACCAAGCAUCUGAUUCGAAAAAUGCUUUCAAAAUGCGUAUAAAAUGCCCAAAUAUUCGUCGAAUUUAUGAAAAAUAUGAGAAAAUUCUAAUUUCUGACAUGAAUCUUCUAUACCCCAAAAUUCUAUCAAAUAUGGAUAAAUUGGUUCAAAUUCAUCCGAGAUCUAAAGAAAUUUUAAAAAUGCAAAUGGAAAUUUUGGAAUUCGACGACGGCGAAAAAAUUGAGGAAUAUUUGAGGAGAAUUAAUGAAGAUUAUUGGAAAAUUAUGAGAAAUCCGGGAAUUUCGAUGAAGGAAUUGGGAGAGGAAAUUGAAACAAUUCCAAGUGAUGAAUUCAUGGAAAAAUAUCAAAAAUUGAUCGAGGAAAAUAAUUUGGAACCUUGA
This is a messenger RNA of Caenorhabditis angaria, 2622 nucleotides long. Lineage: Eukaryota; Metazoa; Nematoda; Chromadorea; Rhabditida; Rhabditidae. The record is from the annotation of a GenBank genome assembly.